CGUAUGACUUGCUCACAGCCACAGAAUGAAGAUGGCUAAACAGAGUAUUUCCGUGUUUAAGUUUCAGGGUAUCGUUAAUACUUUAGUUAUAUUUUGCUCAUGUGUGUUUGUCUGCAGGGCCCAGAGCUACAUUUUGGAUGAUGAAAAAGGAUUAGGAAGAGAAUUUGAUGGAAUUGGAGGAUUAAGCGGGGGAGGUGCUACAUCACGUCUGCUUGUGAACUAUCCAGAGCCUUACCGUAGCCAAGUAUUGGAUUACUUGUUUAAGCCAAACUUUGGAGCCUCUUUACAUAUUCUGAAAGUUGAAAUUGGAGGUGAUGCACAGACAACAGAUGGAACUGAACCUUCUCACAUGCACUACGAAGACGAUGAAAACUACUUUAGAGGCUAUGAAUGGUGGCUGAUGAAGGAAGCAAAGAAAAGAAAUCCCAACAUUACACUAAUAGGGUUACCCUGGGCCUUUCCUGGAUGGAUUGGACAUGGCAAAAAUUGGCCCUAUGAUUAUCCAGAUAUUACUGUAUAUUAUGUUGUCUCUUGGAUUAUUGGUGCCAAGCAAUAUCAUGAUUUGGAUAUUGACUAUGUUGGGAUCUGGAAUGAAAGGCCCUUUGACAGCAAGUACAUUAAGCUCCUUCGAUACACGCUGGAUAAGCAUGGUUUGGAACGGGUAAAAAUCAUAGCCAGUGAUAAUCUGUGGCAGCCGAUUUCGCUGUUCAUGAUGCUUGAUACCGAACUUCGUGAUGUGGUCGAUGUUAUAGGGGCACAUUAUCCAGGUACCUACACAGUUGCAGAUGCUGUGAAAACUGGCAAGAAGCUCUGGUCCUCGGAAGAUUACAGCACUUUUAAUGAUGAUAUUGGAGGAGGGUGCUGGGCUCGAAUCCUCAAUCAGAACUAUGUCAAUGGACUUAUGACCUCCACAAUAUCAUGGAAUCUGGUUGCUAGUUAUUAUGAAGACCUUCCAUUUGGGAAAGAUGGGUUGAUGACUGCACAGGAACCAUGGAGUGGAAACUAUUUGGUGGAAUCUCCUAUUUGGAUAACAGCACACACUACUCAGUUUACCCAGCCGGGGUGGUCCUACCUGCAGACCGUUGGACAUCUAAAACAUGGUGGAAGUUAUGUAGCACUGACUGACGGAUUGGGAAAUCUCACUGUUGUCAUAGAAACCAUGACUCAUGACCACUCGGUUUGUAUAAGACCGCCUCUCCCUGGCUUCAAUGUUUCUGCUCAGAAUGCAACGUUCUCCCUAAAGGGAUCAUUUAGUACACUCACAGUUCUUCAAGUAUGGUACUCCAGAUUUGAUUUUAAAACAAGAAAGCCUACUUACUUCAAGCAACUGAGUCCAAUCAAGCUGUCUGAUGGAUCAUUUACCUUGAACCUGAAUGUAGAUGAGGUGUAUACGUUAACCACGAUUACAACUGGGAAGAAGGGAAGUUACCCUAAGGCACCAGACUCAAAACCUUUUCCUAAAAAGUACCUGGAUGAUUUCAACGUUCGUAACCCUUCCUUCACGGAGGCGCCAUACUUUGCUGAUCAGACAGGAGUGUUUGAAUAUUUUAUCAAUAUGUCUGACCCUGGGGAUCAUGUGUUCACCUUGCGUCAGGUUGUCACCCAAAGACCAGUUACCUGGGUUGCAGAUGCAGACCAGACUAUAAGUGUUAUUGGAGACCACAACUGGCAAAACAUGACCGUGAGCUGUGAUACAUACAUUGAGACAGCCAACAAAGGGGGAGUCUUUGUAGCUGGAAGAGUGACUAAAGGAGGAGGUGAAGUUCGAAAUACAAAAGGGAUUUUUUUCUGGGUUUUUGCAGACGGUACCUACAAAGUUACCAAUGAUCUCCGUGGAGAAAUCGUGUUAACUGAAGGCCUGUCAGACACAACAGCAGGCGUUUGGUACACGUUAACUCUACGCAUUGAGGGUGUUUUUGCUUCAGGAAUGCUGAAUGGCUACCCACUAUGGAAUAAUUUAAUGCUUCUGGGACCAAGCAAAGGAUGGGCUGCUAUUGGUACACGUGCCUUUGAACCUGCACAAUAUGACAACUUUUAUGUAGAAGCAAACUAAUUGUUAGCUUUGUUAAACCACAUGAAAACAGCAUUUCAAGGCGUCAAAACCUUGCAAGUGAUUUAAACUGUAGGCUUGGAUACUAUGUUUCCUAUCUCAAGCUGUCAGACCCAAGCAUUAUUUGAGGUACCAAGUCACCGCAAUAAAAUGUUGGCUGCUGUUAAUUAAGAGAAAAAUUAAGUUGCAUUACCAUUCAGUGUUUUACACUAGGUUCUUAAAAUAACUGCUGGAUUCUUUUCUUAAGCUGUUGUGCAGAGUAUUUGGUUUAAAUGAUAUAUAAACUGCUAAAAUGAUAAAGAAAGCAUAAUGUUUUAUGUAAAUAAAAUCAUUUUUUUUUGAAACCGUCGCACAUUCCAUCAAAUCAAGGUCAUCAAUGUUAAUCGGAAAAUACAGAAAUUGUAAACAUAUUAUAACUCACUGUACUGUAUUGUGAUUGUACGUAGGUGUGCUCCUCAGGUAGCCACUAUAUGUUAAUUGUUUCAGACCUUCUAAAGUACAUUUGAAACAGGUUGUAUGUGUAUUUUUAGAAAUUAGCAGUGUUUUAAAUUAAGAUGGCUGUUAAAUGGUUUCAAAGUGUUAUUACUGAUCUGCAGUCCUAUACAUUAUCAGUAAUAGUUUUGAUUUAACAUCAAAAGGGAAAAUGUAAUAAUAAUGAAAAUACUGGUAUAUUUGUACACAGCUUAACUGUAGUUGUAGUGUAGCUUUUAAAGCCUUUGCAUGGAAUUUUUUGUUUUGUUUUGUUUUUUUU
Messenger RNA from Polyodon spathula (Mississippi paddlefish), 2801 nucleotides. Its product is annotated as galactocerebrosidase-like. Bases 26 to 2053 code for a protein of 675 amino acids. Gene Ontology annotation, cellular component: lysosome. Gene Ontology annotation, molecular function: galactosylceramidase activity. The transcript has 17 exons. Gene Ontology annotation, biological process: galactosylceramide catabolic process. NCBI's taxonomy places the organism in Eukaryota, Metazoa, Chordata, Actinopteri, Acipenseriformes, Polyodontidae. The record is from RefSeq and is a predicted model, not a curated record.